AUGAUUCUGCAGCCUGAAGUCCAUUUAUCUACCGCCAAAAAGGCGCUAUUAGGUGGACGACGUUUGCUGGUGGGGUACUACCCUUUUCUGGUAGAAAGCGAUGUUUUGAUUAUACCGAACCACAAAUUCGGAUUUGCUGUCCGAAAUCAAAUAACUAUAUCUGGUCCUAAAAUAGUUACCCAACAUGUUACUUCACGACAUUAUAUCCCAACAGGAAAUGUCGUGCCCUUCCCUUAUGGCACAUUUCGAGUAGGCUCAAGUAGGUUUACUCUCUAUAAUUACAAGCGCAAAUUCCUGAAUCUUUGCAAUUUCCAUUGCCAUGUCAACUUAGCCAUUAACUGGUGA
Messenger RNA from Phycomyces blakesleeanus NRRL 1555(-), 345 nucleotides. RefSeq lists its product as hypothetical. The coding region runs from base 1 to 345 and encodes 114 amino acids. The record is from RefSeq and is a predicted model, not a curated record. NCBI's taxonomy places the organism in Eukaryota, Fungi, Mucoromycota, Mucoromycetes, Mucorales, Phycomycetaceae. The transcript is spliced from 2 exons.